UCUUCUACAUUAAUUUAUGUGCCCGCAAAAAUCUCAACUAUGAUGAAUGCAUUGUGGAUAGCGUCAACAAGGCAAAGAGUAAGGUCUGUACAGGGAUGUCGGAAUUUGACAUUUCUCCGAUCAAGGUUCUGACUAUUGAAAUAGCUAUUUACAGCACCGAUAGUCCUAAAUUAAAUCCCAAAAAUUCAAAAGUAAGAGGAUUUUGCGAUUUCAAAAUAAAGUCUAUUAACAUAUCCGCUGACCAACUUCAAUUCGAUGUUGAUUUCAGGCUUAAACAUCUUGAAAUGGACUCCACAUAUGACUUCGACAUACGUUUAUUGGUGCAACUUGAUAGUAAGAGAUUGGUUCAUACUUCUAUAG
Molecule: messenger RNA, 360 nt
Organism: Wasmannia auropunctata (little fire ant)
Lineage: Eukaryota; Metazoa; Arthropoda; Insecta; Hymenoptera; Formicidae
Exons: 1
Source: RefSeq, a predicted model, not a curated record